CAGGUUUUUUUAAAACCCAGGCUGGGAGUUUUCUCAACAAUCAACAACUCCCCUCGAGGAAGGACGACUAGAAAGAAUAUAAACUGUAGAUGUUGAUCAUGUGGUCAGAGUAUAGAAUUUCGAUAAAUUACUAUCCUCUACGGAUGCUCCCAAUUAAUUGUUUUUUUUGCUACAAGAGGCCAAAAAGCAAAAGCUAUCCUUUGCAAGGGAGAUAAAGGAGGCGUAAACAACAGAAGUUUCCAUUGCCUUGCCCUGGAAAUACUUGUUUUUUCUUGUGUUCCAAAUCCAGUAUAGCAGCACGGAUGGAUAGCUCUGCACACUCUUUGUUUGAGCUUCUUCAAAUUUCAAUGCCAAGUUAGGAUCAUUCGGAUUAUGGCUAAUCUUUAGCCACUUCAGAACUGCGUCCCAAAUACCUCUUACACAAGAGAAGUUGGAGUGGUCCAUUUCGUAACCACUCCACACCUAAGACUCCCCUUGUGGAAGGUCAUGAGUUCGAAUCAUUGUGGAGGCGAGACAGAAGAUUUUCCAUCAUUGAACCUCUAGCUCUCUCGUACAACCUUUUUGGUUAGAUCAUUUGCAGAUGUUUCACUUCUUGCAACAUUGUGGAAGCUUGGAGCUACUGGAAACUUGAGGUGAAUUUAUUGUGAACCUGAGGUGACUGGAAGCAUGUGCUCACCUGGCGAUAUCUGUUUUACAUUCGUAUAGGUGACAAGGAUAAAGCUUUAGAGCAGCUCAAGGUGACAGAGAGCAAAACUGUUGCUGUUGGGCAGAAAAUGGGCCUGGUCUUUUAUACACUCCAAAGGGGUUUUUUUGACUUGGACUUUGACCAAAUAUCAAAAAGCAUUGAUAGGGAAAAGAAGUAUGGCCGUAUGGGAGAAGGGAAUCUUUAGUGAAGUUAAUUUCUGGAGCUGUAAUUAUUCUCAGUGAUUCUCCUUUCUUCUCAUAAUUAUUUCUUAUUUGCGUGAAUGGAAGCUUAUUUGAAAAAGGGGGUUAUUGGGAGAGAAAGAACCGGUUCAAGGUCUAUGAAGGACUUUUCUGCAUGUCAACCCGCAACUUCAAAAAAGGAGCUAACGUUUUCCCUGAUUCUAUCUCAACUUUUACCACCUAUGAGCUGUUCUGUUAUGAUGCUUUUGUAUUCUAUACUGUUCUUCAAGCAUUAUUACAUUGUAUUGUGUUUGCCUGAAGCAGAAGAUAGCAGAUGCACUCAUGCACCAGAGAUCUUGACUGUACAAGGCAUUCUUCUCCGUCUUCUAUGACACUCUUUUCGUAGACUCGCUACUCUUGGUGUAAUUGAGAAGAUAGAGAGAUUGGACGAAUGCAUUACAAUCGAAGGGUUGAGACUCAAUAGAAGUGAAGCGGAUUAUAUGAAAUGCAUGUUUAGUAAUAUCAAAAUAUCUCGAUCAGUGAUCGUUAUAGAUUUUGGGUUCUAUUGUGCAAAGAGAUGGAGAUUAUGAACAUGUAGUAAAGGUGGGUUGGUUGAAGUGGAUAGAGCGUGACCCUCCAAGUUGAAAGUUCUAGCUUAACCUUGUUCGUUCUCUCUUUGUGCAAGCAACCUUUCACCUUGUUCCUUCUCUCUUUGUAA
Cuscuta campestris is the source of this 1582-nucleotide messenger RNA. The record is from the annotation of a GenBank genome assembly. Lineage: Eukaryota; Viridiplantae; Streptophyta; Magnoliopsida; Solanales; Convolvulaceae.